AACAGUCGGGAUCAACAAAAUAAUACCAUUUUCAAUUUCCUUUAUUUUUUCUUCUCAUCACGCGUCAACCCAUCACUCUUCUAAAAAUAUUCCACCUUCGCCUCCAUUCCUCUGCUCUCUCCGAACAAUACCCAAAUUGUUGAUCCUUCCUUCAAUCGUUGGUGAUUCCCUCGUUCUAGUUAGAGGCUAGAGAUCCUCUCUAGAUACACCCUUUCGGGUCAGUGUAGGUUAGUUCUGGCUUUUGAUUGAACACACCUGGUGCUGCUAAUUAUGGCUAACGAUGCGUCAGCUUGUGCGGAGAGGGCGACAAGUGAUAUGUUGAUUGGUCCUGAUUGGGCUAUCAACAUUGAGCUUUGUGAUAUCAUUAACAUGGAUCCAAGGCAAACGAAGGAUGCAUUAAAAGUACUGAAAAAGAAGCUAGGCCACAAAAAUCCAAAAAUUCAAAUACUAGCACUUGUCGCACUGGAGACCCUUACCAAGAACUGUGGAGAGAAUGUGUUUCAGCUGAUCAUUGAGCGUGAUAUAUUAAAUGAUAUGGUUAAGAUUGUGAAGAAGAAGCCAGAUUUGAAUGUUAGAGAAAAGAUACUUACCCUGAUAGACACAUGGCAAGAAGCACUUGGGGGGCCAACUGGGAGGUACCCUCAGUAUUAUACUGCAUAUAAUGGACUGAGGGCUGCCGGAAUUCAAUUCCCACCCAGGGAAGAAAACAGUGUGCCACUGUUCACUCCUCCCCAAACACUAGCAAUAGCGCCUCCACCUAUUGCGUAUGAAGAUGCUGCAAUUCAGGCAUCUCUCGAGUCUGAUGCUUCUGGCCUGAGCUUACCGGAGAUUGAAAAUGCUCGCGGUGUAGCGGAAGUAUUAAUGGAAAUGCUUAGUGCCCUGGACCCUAAGAACCCUGAGGGUUUGAAGCAAGAAUUGAUUGUUGAUCUCAUUGACCAGUGUCGUUCCUAUCAAACAAGAGUACUGCUUCUUGUGAACAACACAGCGGACGAGGAACUCCUCGCACAGGGAUUGGCAUUGAAUGAUAACUUGCAGCGCGCCAUUCGCCGCCACGAUGAUAUUGCCAAUGGAACAGCUGGUCAAGUAGGGUCGCAAAAAAUAGAAACCCCGUUGGUGCCACUUGUUAAUGUUAACCAUGAAGAUGAUGACUCAGAUGAUGAUUUCUCCCAGUUGGCUCAUAGAUCAUCGAGGGAGAAUUUACAUGGACAGGGCCGGAAGCCAACCAGUGUGAGGACGCCACCACGUGCUGCCACUCCAUUCCUUCCUCCACCACCUUCAUCGAAGAAGCCGGUGAGCUCAGAGUCUCCCGCAGUUGACUACCUCAGUGGAGACUUAUAUAAAUCUUCUGGAGGUUCAUCCCUUGACAACACAUUAGAACCACCACCUUUCACAGUGCCAGCACAUCUCAGACCACGCUCCUCCUCCCCUCCAUAUUCCCCUACAUCAUCUCCCCCACGGCCUCCACCUCCCCCUUUUCCUUCCUCCCCUCCAAUGUUUGCCGGCAAGCCCAUAUUUGACGAACCGGCUCCACGGAGCAAAUCUCCUGAUCAGCUACCUCCAGCUCCAUGGGAAUCACCUUCUACUGUAAGUCUGCCACCCCCACCUGGCAGGCAUAAUCAGAGACAACAAUUUUUUGAUCACCCUGGUGGUAGUAGCGGCUCUGGUUCCUCUUACGACAGCGUAGUUGGUCAAGCUCAGAACUUGUCUCUAAAUUCGUCUGCUGCACCGAAGAAGGAUGCAAAACCAGAGGAUGUCCUGUUUAAGGAUCUUGUGGAUUUCGCGAAAUCCAAGUCGUCGAAACCCCCCAGCGAUAGAUCAUAUUGAGGUGUGAUGGUUUUAUUGGUACAGCUUGAGUUUACAUCUUCAAUAGUCACCUGGGUUUUGACCCCUUUUGUUCAUUGAGAUAGAUGCGAAUUAAUAAAAGAAAAGGCUGGUUCAAGCUUUUUGUGUAUGUAUGGUGAGUCUUGGUAGUCAUUGGAUCUGAGGUUUUUAAUGGGUAAGAGUAAAUUGCUGCUUCUUGCAUGUUUGCUCUGACUGAAGAAUGUUCUAUGUAUCAUAUUCUUAUGCUUUUUGAAUCCUAUUGAUGAUUUCGUUUAUCCCCAUUACGCCUUGUAUGUUUAUGUUGCUAGAUGUUUUAACUGGUUAGCAUGUGACCCUGGUAGUU
This is a messenger RNA of Linum tenue, 2164 nucleotides long. Lineage: Eukaryota; Viridiplantae; Streptophyta; Magnoliopsida; Malpighiales; Linaceae. The record is from the annotation of a GenBank genome assembly.